AUGACGGAUAAAUUAAAAGAAUUAAAAAUUAAAACUGGUGUCGCAAAACGAACAUGGAAAGAAUAUUUAUCAUAUAAAAAAGAAUGUGAUAAUGAAAAACGUAGAGUUGAAAAAAUGACAAAUGAAGGUCGAGAUGAAUACGAUCUUAGAAAAGCGCAAGAAGUAUUAAAAGAAACUGAAUCAAUGAUUUCGCAUACAAAAAGUAGUUUUAUUAAAGCAUGGAAUGAAUUUCAAAAUGUUUAUAAUGCAGCAACAAAUGAUGAGACAUUAAAACAAUCAAAAGAAUAUGAAGAAGCACAAAACGUUCAUGAUGAUCUUGAUAAAGCUCAACAAGAGGAUCGAGCUGCACAAGCAUAA
Rotaria sordida is the source of this 357-nucleotide messenger RNA. Lineage: Eukaryota; Metazoa; Rotifera; Eurotatoria; Philodinida; Philodinidae. The record is from the annotation of a GenBank genome assembly.